AUGGAAGAAAUACAGACAAUACAGACACGUUUAAAAACAGCAGCAGAAAGUUUGGCAGCGGGAAAUAUGAAGGAUGCAUAUUUUUCAUAUUUGAAUAUACUUGAAUUGGCAGCCAAAGAAUUACGUAAUAUAAAAUUUGUAAAUAAUGUAGUUGUAUUAAAACCAACAUCCUUCAAUUCACUUUUUAAUAUGUCACGGACAUGUUUGUCAUCUGCAGAAGAAAUAAUCACAAAACAAAAUCCACUUCCACCAAGAAGAAAUCCAAAUUUGAAUAUAGCAAUAUUUCCUCCAACUCCACAACAAGAAGAACAUCCACAUAAAACUCCUCCAGCAGUACCACCUAAACCAUUACGUAGAUCAAUGAAAAUAGGUGAUAUUGAAAUUUCCGGUUGUGGAAGAGACGCUCAUGUUGUAUCAGGUGAAGAUGAUGCUGAUAGUUCUGAUUCUGAUGAUGAAGACGAUGAAUAUAUUGGUAAACGUGAUUCAUUUCUUCGUCGAUCUGAUUCAUUAAAUGUAAACUCAUCAAUACGUCGUAGAUCAUCAUCUCCUAGUUUAACAACUACUCCAAGGAAACGAUCAAAUGUGACAGGAGGAUCAGUUACAGAUUCACCUACUGAUGAAGAAAGUCCAUGUUCUUCUCAUAUAACAUCACCUACUACUCCUGCUUCAUUUUAUGGUGCAAUAGCAGUUCCAUUAUCAAUGCCAAAUUUAUUUGAUCAACAAAGACCAAAAAUGAUUAAUGUAAUACCGGAAGAAAUUCCUGCUUCACCAUUAUUAACUAAACAUUCUCAAUUAGAUCAAAAAAUUCAAACAUUAGAAUCUAAAUUAGAAGAAUAUCGAAUUAUAACGAAAAGAAGGAAGGAGACGGGAUAUUUAGAUGUGAAAAAUAGUGAUCACCCUUGUUCUGAACUUUCAGAUGAAGAAAUUAAAGAUUCAAUUGUUAAAUAUGGAAAUACUCUCUUAGAUCUUAAACGAUCAAUUACAAGAUCUCGUAAAUUGGUUUAUAAGGCUGCAAGUGAUCCGGAAAUUUUGGAAUUUGCACCUCACAUGAUAGCAUAUCAAUUAACACUUAUUGAAUCUGCAAUAUUUUUGGAAAUUGAUCCAUUAUCAUUACUUUCUCAUUCACCGAAAAAUCCUGAUUCAAAAAUAACUGCAUCUACGGACUUUUUUAAUUACCUAACACGUGUGAUAGAACGUUCAAUCUUAUUACCAUUAGAAGCUUCAUCAAGAGCACGAGUUAUUAAUCAUUGGGUUAAAGUGGCAGUUAAGUUACAUGAAUUACAUAAUUUUCAAACUUUAAAAGCUAUCCUUUCCGCAUUAGGUACACCUCCAAUAAAAAGGUUAAAGAGAACUUGGAUUUGUAUACCAAAGAAAAAUAUGGUGAAAUUUGAAGAUUUAAAUGAAUUAAUGAGUGAAACUAGAAAUUAUGGAAAGUAUCGGGAAGUGAUGCGAGAAGGUUUAUUAAGAAAACCCACCGUACCAUUUUUAGGAACAUUUAUAAUGGAUUCAACUUAUUUAUUAGCUGCAGUUAAAACAGUUGGUCCAACUCCUGUUACACCACAAUUAUUACAAACUUUACAAAAAUAUCAAAGUGGUCCAAAAUAUAAUUCAACACCACCUGUAUCAUAUAUCAAAGCAUCCACCAAACAUCAUUUUCGUACUGCAACAAGUAUAAGUGCCGCAUUACAUCGUACUGGAAUUUGGAUUCCCGAAAAGAGUGUCGAUGAAUUAAGUUGUAAACGUGAACCACAUAAACAUAAAGGAGUUUCGGGUAGUGGAAGAUCAUCAAAUCCUGCUUCAUGGGGUGGAACAACAUCUAAUAGUAUUAUUUCUAAUGCUAGUAGUAUUUAUCGAGGUAGUACUGGAAGUACGGUAGGAGGAAGUGGAACGAGUACAGGAGGAAACGCUAGUACCAGUAGUGGAAUGGGACGUACCGGUUCAACUAGUGGUAGUGGAGAUUCUCGACCACAAAAUAAAAUGCGAGAUGAAAAAGAGAAAGAAGAUAAUAAUAAAUCAGAUAAAAUUAAGUAUGGAGAAAUUGAGAAGGAUAUGGAUGAAAAUGAAGAAGAAGUUGUCACAAAUUCUAAAAGAACCAGUUGGAGAAUGGGAGCUAUGCGAGUAUUUGGAGGGUAUGAACAUAAUGACCCACAAAAAAGUCCAACCACCAUGACAUCAAUGUUGAGAUCCGUAUCAUUAUCACAUCCACCACAUUCCCCAAGGAAUUCGGUUAACUUUGAAGUGAAAAGUCAUGCAGCUGCUACAGUUACAAAAGUUCAUGCUCGAGCCACCAAUACAAACAAUCCAAAUAACAAUUCAAAUAACAAUUCAAAUAAUAAUAAUUCAAAUAACACAAUAAAAUCAAAACCUUUCUCCUAUACAUCACGAAGGUCAUUAGAAGAAACAUCAAUAUCCACACCACCACCUUUAUUACCUAAACCAGCAACUUUGAUGCAACGUAGUUCCAGUUCAUCAUCUAUUAGUAGUAUGGGUUCAGUUGACGGUACUACCAUUAUUACUACCAUCACUUCCACCAACACUAACGCGAAUACAAAUGGAUCAGUAGCAAGUGAAGUUGCAGCUGGUGGUGGUGCAUUAGAAAGAAAUUGGCAAUGA
Molecule: messenger RNA, 2613 nt
Organism: Diversispora eburnea
Lineage: Eukaryota; Fungi; Glomeromycota; Glomeromycetes; Diversisporales; Diversisporaceae
Source: the annotation of a GenBank genome assembly